Molecule: messenger RNA, 540 nt
Organism: Diabrotica virgifera virgifera (western corn rootworm)
Lineage: Eukaryota; Metazoa; Arthropoda; Insecta; Coleoptera; Chrysomelidae
Exons: 1
Coding region: 1-540 (179 amino acids)
Source: RefSeq, a predicted model, not a curated record
AUGGGCGAGAAGAGUGAAGAAAUCCUCUUACAAAUGCAGAAGGUCCAUACAGUAUAUGAUGACAUGAUACAAGCACUGGAAAGCCAUUUCAUACCACGAAGAAACAUCCUAUUCGAAAGAUUUCAAUUUAACUCUAGGGUCCAAUUACCAGGGGAAAACAUUGAUAGUUUUAUAGCAGCAGUGCAUGCUCUGGCAGCUAAUUGUAACUUGAGUGCACUAAAAGAAGAGUUUAUAAGAGAUAGAAUUGUCGUUGGUAUGCUUGAUAAGAAGACUAGUGAAAAAAUGCAAUUAGAGGCCAAACUUACAUUAUCAGAUGCAAUAUUAUAUGCACGCCAAGCUGAAUUGCAGUCCCAGCAAAACAGUGUACUACAACAACAACAGUCACCACUUAAUGUUAUAACUAAACAAGAAAACACUCCAAAAAGCUUCAAUACGAGUAAACGUCCCCAACAUCCUGAGGUAAAGUGUAAAUACUGUGGUUUGGCACACCAUAAACGAGAAAUCUGUCCUGCUCGAAGAUCUACAUGUAGAGGGUGUUGA